CUGCCCCUCUGUCGCAAUAUGCCUCCUCGGCCCUCUGGCUUUUCGCCAUGUCGAGGAUUUGCGGGAGCUUUCCCUUCACUCUGCUCCUAGGUCUAGCCGCAGUGUUGCUGAAAGGGCGGCUUGUCCCCGCAGCCUCGAGAUCCGAGCCCAGCCGCUCCGACCUGAGCCUGAUCCAGCAGCAACAACAGCGGCAACAACAGCAGCAGCAGCAGCAACAGCAGCGGGAGGAAGAGGAGGAGGACAGGCCAGAGGUGCCGGGAGCAUCCUCUACCCUCCCCAGUUCAGUAUCUCUGUUUUUACUGAAAGUCCACGUGAAUGAUAUCAUCAGUCGUCAGUACCUACGCCAAGCAGUUGUAGAAGUCUAUGUGAACUACACAAAGACAAAUUCUACCGUAACUGGAAACAAUGGAGCAGUGUUAAUAAAAGUUCCCUAUAAAUUAGGUGUCAGCUUGACUAUCACGGCUUACAAAAAUGGCUACCUGCUAACACCAUUACCUUGGAAGACCAGAAGAAUGCCAAUAUAUUCAUCAGUGACACUUUCACUGUUCCCUCAAAGUCAAGCUAAUAUAUGGCUAUUUGAAGAUACUGUUUUAGUUACUGGAAAAUCAUCUGAUGCCAAAUCUCAACCAAGUGUACAGUUUCCAAAGGGUUUAAUUAAACUUCCCAGCAGCCAUCAUAUUAGUAAUGUCACGGGUUAUCUUACAGUGCUACAACAGUUUCUGAAAGUAGACAAUUUUCUUUACACAACUGGAAUUCUUCUUAAUAAAUCAGGUUUUAAAAGCAUUGAAUUGACUCCUCUUGCUGCAAUAUGUGUGACUAUAUAUUCUGGUGGAAAAGAACUAAAUGUGGAUGGUUCUAUUCAAAUUACUCUCCCCCUUGUAGACCCAAAUACUGCAAAGGCAGGGGAUGCUCUACCUGCUUGGACAUUUGAUAUGAAAACUGGUGCUUGGGCAAAUCGUGGCUUGGGGAUGGUCAAGAAAUUUAAUGAUCAUUUAGUAUGGACAUAUAUGGCUCCACAUUUAGGCUACUGGAUUGCAGCACCACUUCCUGGAACCAGAGGUUCACUUGUAAGUGAAGUCUCCAAGGAUAUCACUGCCUACCACACGGUAUUUCUGACAGCCAUAUUGGGAGGUACAGUUGUCAUUCUCAUUGGCUUUUUUGCUGUUCUUCUUUGUUAUUGCAGGGAUAAAUGUGGUGGAUCACAAAAAAGGGAAAGAAAUGCCACUAGACUCGAGGUCCUUAAAAAGGACCAGACCACAUCAACAAGUCACAUAAACCAUAUAAGUUCAGUGAAGGGUCCAUUAAAAACUGAGGACAGAUUACAGUUGUACCACUCUAAGAAUUCCCCAUACAGUCCUCGCAAAAAGGAUUCUACAAAGUCAGAACCUGAAGACAGAGUCCCUAAAGUGAAAACUCAGGACAGUUUUAAAAUCUACAAUGAAGAAGUUUCAUUUCUGUCAGCCAAUCAGAAAAGUCAUUCAAGAAACUCAAGCCAGUCAUUAGAGCACAAUGCUGCAUCCAGACAGAUAGUGCAACUAAAACACAGUAAUAGCAAUGUCUCUCCAUCUACAGGUGAUACUCAAGAACAAAACAGGUAUCUUUCAGUAAAUGAAGAAGUGUAUGGGCUUUCUCAUAUACCCGAACAACUGAUGCAUAUCUAUAGCCAGCCAAUUGCCAUCCUUCAAACAUCUGACCUUUUUCACUCUCCAGAACAGUUGCAUUCUGCUAAGUCAGCUACUUUGCCCAGAAAGGGACAGGUAGUCUAUGGCCAACUGAUGGAGCCAGUAAACCGAGAAAACUAUACCCAGACAUUACCCAAAAUGCCAGUGCAUUCUCAUUUGCAGCCACCUGCCACAAGAGAGGAGAAAAUUACACCUGAAGUUCAACAAAGCUUACCAUCCCAAACUUCAGACUGGAGUCGGUAUUCCAAUAGCUUAUUAGAGUCAGUCUCUGUUCCAGGGACACUGAAUGAAGCUGUUGUGAUGACUCCAUUUUCAUCUGAACUUCAAGGCAUUUCAGAGCAGACACUAUUAGAGCUGUCCAAAGGAAAGCCCUCACCACACCCCAGGGCCUGGUUUGUUUCUCUGGAUGGAAAACCAAUUGCUCAAGUGAGGCAUUCCUUUAUAGAUCUGAAAAAGGGGAGAAGAACCCAAAGCAAUGACACCAGUCUAGACUCUGGAGUGGACAUGAAUGAACUUCACUCCAAUCGAAAACUUGAGAGGGAGAAAACAUUCAUUAAAAGCAUGCAUCAGCCUAAGAUCCUUUAUUUAGAAGAUUUAGAUCUCAGCAGCAGUGAAAGUGGAACCACGGUUUGUUCCCCUGAGGAUCCAGCUUUAAGGCACAUUCUAGAUGGAGGGAGUGGGACUAUCAUGGAACAGCCUGUGGAAGAAUCGCCAAGAAGAAAAAGCACAGCUGAAGAUUUGGAAGCCAGUAUGUCCCCUACUAAAAAAAGGGGCAGAACCCCAUUGGCUAAGAAAGAUAGUAAAACUAAUAUCUGGAAGAAGAGAGAGGAAAGGCCACUCAUUCCCAUAAAUUAACCCAUUAAGAUGCUUACUUUCCCUGGCAGCUCCUGAACUGUCUUAAGUCUUGUAAAAUGGAAUGUGAAUUCCAUAAAGAGCAGCUGAGCUAUUUCUUAGAAACAGGUGUAUAGUUCAAGGUAAGAACGACAGCUUUGACUUCAAAGGAAUAACAGAUGUAAAGUGUACAAUAUUAAUCUGCUACUCAAAGAAAACCACUGAGGAAAGCUUUGUUGCCAAUCUGUUUUACUUUCUAAUUAUUUUCUUCUUUUGUAAGUGGUGAGUUUGAGGAAAUUCAAAUUACAAAAUAGCCUCAAUGUAUUUGUAUUGCAGGCAUUUUGCCGAGGCUGACAAAUGUGUGCUCCUAAAGUGAUUCCCAAAAUACUGCCCUUGCCUGGAAUGACAUUUUAAAAUAUUCUCUUCUGCAAUCUUGUGAAAUGCCCACAGUCUUAUCACCUUGUUCUCUGCUUAUGCUUUAAAAUAACUUGAUAG
This is a messenger RNA of Vombatus ursinus (common wombat), 3008 nucleotides long. It is a transcript of the gene FAM171B, whose product is annotated as family with sequence similarity 171 member B. Bases 48 to 2537 code for a protein of 829 amino acids. The record is from RefSeq and is a predicted model, not a curated record. Lineage: Eukaryota; Metazoa; Chordata; Mammalia; Diprotodontia; Vombatidae. The transcript has 8 exons.